GCGCUUCCCCCUGGUUGUGACCGCACCUUAAUAGUUCAAGCUGGAGAUACAUGUAACAAAAUCUCCGCUGAACACAAAGUUCCAAUCGUAUGUGCCAUCGUCAUCCCUGACAUUCACUUAACAUUGAACGUAUGCCACAGAUACCAGCUGAUGACAGUCAACCCCGACAUUGACCCCACUUGCAGUAAUCUGUAUCCCGGACAAGUUUUAUGUCUUGGAAUUGCCGGCCAAGAUUGUGAUGCUACCUAUGUCGUGCAAUACGGCGACAUAUGCUACAAAAUUAUCUAUGAGACUGAUAUCCCUCUCAAAACAUUGUAUACGAACAAUCCAAAAAUAAACGCCAACUGCACUAACCUAUAUCCUGACGAGGUUCUCUGCACUGCGAGCCACAUUUACUACUCCCAAGAGUAUGCGUUUCCACUCUAG
This is a messenger RNA of Suillus paluster, 426 nucleotides long. RefSeq lists its product as uncharacterized. The record is from RefSeq and is a predicted model, not a curated record. The annotation marks the transcript as partial. NCBI's taxonomy places the organism in Eukaryota, Fungi, Basidiomycota, Agaricomycetes, Boletales, Suillaceae. The transcript is spliced from 3 exons.